Molecule: messenger RNA, 5619 nt
Organism: Zalophus californianus (California sea lion)
Lineage: Eukaryota; Metazoa; Chordata; Mammalia; Carnivora; Otariidae
Gene: VIL1
Product: villin 1
Exons: 20
Coding region: 72-2555 (827 amino acids)
Biological process (GO): cytoskeleton organization; regulation of lamellipodium morphogenesis; actin polymerization or depolymerization
Cellular component (GO): cytoplasm; actin cytoskeleton; lamellipodium
Molecular function (GO): phosphatidylinositol-4,5-bisphosphate binding; actin filament binding
Source: RefSeq, a predicted model, not a curated record
GCAGCCAGCUUGCCACAACUCCCUGAGACCUCCCAGGUGGCAGCUGCCUCCCCCAGACAGGCUCAUCCGCCAUGACCAAACUGAGCGCCCAAGUCAAAGGCUCCCUCAACAUCACCACCCCUGGGGUGCAGAUAUGGAGGAUCGAGGCCAUGAAGAUGGUGCCUGUUCCUUCCAGCACCUUCGGAAGCUUCUAUGACGGCGACUGCUACAUAGUCCUGGCUAUCCACAAGACCGGCAGCAGUCUGUCCUAUGACAUCCACUACUGGAUCGGCCAGGCCUCAUCCCAGGACGAGCAAGGCGCGGCUGCCAUCUACACCACGCAGAUGGACGACUUCCUGAAUGGCCGGGCAAUCCAGCACCGCGAGGUCCAGGGCAACGAGAGCGAGGCCUUCCGAGGCUACUUCAAACAGGGCCUUGUGAUCCAGAAGGGGGGUGUGGCUUCUGGCAUGAAGCAGGUGGAGACCAACUCCUAUGAUGUCCAGCGGCUGCUGCAUGUCAAGGGCAAGAGGAACGUGGUGGCUGGAGAGGUGGAGGUGUCUUGGAAGAGUUUCAACUGUGGGGAUGUUUUUCUCCUGGACCUGGGGAAGAUUAUCAUCCAGUGGAACGGGCCGGAGAGCAACCGCAUGGAGAGACUCAGGGGCAUAACCCUGGCCAAGGAGAUCAGAGACCAGGAGCGGGGUGGGCGAACUUACGUGGCGGUGGUGGACGGGGAGAACGAGAAGGAGACCCCGAAGCUGAUGGAGAUCAUGAACCACGUGCUGGGCCCGCGGGGGUCGCUGAAGGCCGCAGUGCCCGACAACGUGGUAGAGCCGGUGGUCAAGGCCGCCCUCAAGUUGUAUCACGUGUCUGACUCAGAGGGAAAGCUGGUGGUUAGAGAAGUCGCCACGAGGCCCCUCACCCAGGACCUGCUCAAUCACGAGGACUGUUACAUCCUGGACCAGGGGGGCCUGAAGAUCUACGUGUGGAAGGGGAAGAAUGCCAACACCCAGGAGAGGACAGGAGCCAUGAACAUGGCACUGAACUUUAUCAAAGCGAAGCAGUACCAGCCGAACACACAGGUGGAGGUGCAGAGUGAUGGGGCUGAGUCAGCUGUCUUUCAGCAGCUCUUCCAGAAGUGGACCCUGCCCAAUCGGACUUCAGGCCUGGGCAAAACCCACACCUUGGGCUCCACGGCCAAAGUAGAGCAGGUGAAGUUUGAUGCCACAUCCAUGCACAUGCAGCCUCAGGUGGCCGCCCAGCAGAAGAUGGUGGACGACGGGAGCGGCGAGGUGGAGGUGUGGCGCAUUGAGGACCUGGAGCUGGUGCCGGUGGACUCCAAGUGGCUAGGCCACUUCUACGGGGGUGACUGCUACCUGCUGCUGUACACCUACCUCAUCGGCGAGAAGAAGCACUACCUGCUCUACGUUUGGCAGGGUAGCCAGGCCAGCCAAGAUGAAAUAACAGCCUCUGCCUAUCAAGCCGUCAUCCUGGACCAGAAGUACAACAAUGAACUGGUCCAGAUCCAGGUCCCGAUGGGCAAGGAGCCACCGCACCUCAUGGCCAUCUUCAAGGGACGAAUGGUGAUCUACCAGGGAGGCACCUCCCGGGCCGACAAACUGGAACCAGUGCCCUCCACACGGCUGUUCCAGGUGCAGGGAACCAGCACCAACAACACCAAGGCCUUUGAGGUCCAACCCCGGGCCAGAUUCCUCAACUCCAAUGAUGUCUUCAUCCUUAGGACCCAGUCCUGCUGCUACCUGUGGUGCGGGAAGGGCUGUAGUGGGGACGAGCGGGAGAUGGCCAAGAUGGUUGCGGACACCAUCUCCCGGACAGAGAAACAAGUGGUGGUGGAAGGGCAGGAGCCGGCCAGCUUCUGGGUAGCCCUGGGCGGAAAGGCUCCCUAUGCCAGCACCAAGAGACUGCAGGAGGAAACCCUGGCCAUCACCCCCCGGCUCUUUGAAUGUUCCAACCAGACCGGGUGCUUCCUGGCCACAGAAAUCCCUGACUUCAAUCAGGAUGACUUGGAAGAGGACGAUGUGUUCCUGCUUGAUGUCUGGGACCAGGUCUUCUUCUGGAUCGGGAAGCAUGCCAAAGAGGAGGAGAAAAAAGCUGCAGCAAUCACAGCACAGGAAUACCUCAAGACCCACCCCAGCGGCCGUGACCCCGAGACCCCCAUCAUUGUGGUGAAGCAGGGACACGAGCCCCCCACCUUCACAGGCUGGUUCCUGGCAUGGGAUCCCUUCAAGUGGAGUAACACCAAAUCCUAUGAGGACCUGAAGGCGGAGCUUGGAAACUCUGGGGACUGGGGCCAGAUCACUGUGGAGAUCACCAAACCUAAACUGGACGUGUUCAAUGCGAAUAGCAACCUCGUUUCUGGGCCUCUACCCAUCUUUCCCCUGGAGCAGUUGGUGAACAAGCCUGUGGAGGAGCUCCCCGAGGGUGUGGACCCCAGCAAGAAGGAGGAGUACCUGUCCACCGAGGAUUUCACCAAGGCCUUGGGGAUGACACCCACUGCCUUCUCUGCCCUCCCGCGAUGGAAGCAACAACAACUCAAGAAAGAAAAAGGCCUGUUUUGAGAAGGAGUGGUUGUGGUUGGAGAGCAGUUCCCUACCCUGCUUGCAGUUUCCUUGUUUUCAUCACUGGUAUAUUAGUCCUAUACUAAUUGAAGUGAAAUUUUACCUGUGAGCAACCUAUUCUUCCAGAAUGGUACCUCCAUAAGGAGACUGUGGUCCCAAUUUCAGCUCUUAAGAAGGUGGUCACAUUGUUUCGACCCUGGGGUGUUAAUGUCACUUUUAACCAUCCUGUUCUAGAGCUCUCCCUCCUUAGAAGAGCAAACACUCCACAGAACAUUCUAAUUCUGAGGAGUCAUCCCUAGGUUUUCCUCUCCUGUAAGUUGUUUUUAACCAUGGAAAGCGGGCUGCAGCCUUUUGCAGUUUCACAUCUUUCCCAGAGUAAUGGCUUUUCCUUCUCACAUAUGUUCCUCACUGACUUGGAUGAGAGGUUAAAGGGCACUCCUUUGCAAGAGUUGAAUGGCCUGGGGAAGGGCCCCGUUAGGAAGUUUCACAACACUAACCUGUCCCCAGUGAGAGCAGCAUACCCACUGGGUCUAGAACAGAGGUCAUUUUCACCCCUAUCUGGUAAUAAUAAGGCAAAGGAAGAGCUUAGCUAAGGCCAAUGCCGAGUUUACAAAGUGUUAUCCAGAACCUCUGCCAAGCUUCCCGGGCUCCUCCAGUGAAAACGAGAACUCGGUGCUGCCUCCAGCCAUUUGUUGGUUUGCCCUUCCAUCUCCUUUAAGGUGUAAUGGUGCUGCAUUGAAAUCCAAGUCAGAAGGGAACAGAAAGUGAUUUCACAACCUCAACAAAUGGUUGUUAAGUGUCUGUAAGGAUAAGUCUUUUCCAGAAAUGACAGUCAAACCAACGCAAGGUUAAUAAAGGCUUUAAUUUCACACACACAAAAAACUCUAUGCAUAAUUUAAAAAGGAAACAAAAACAAGGAAAAACCGUAAAGGAUACAGAGGAACAGUUCUGCUAAAACACAGAUAAAGUGCCGCUCCAUACGAAACAACAUAAAGAAUCAGAAUCAAGUCACUCUGAACACAAAGAAAGAAAAUCACCUCACAAAUAACGUGGCCAAAGCUGCCAGCAAAUCUGGUAGUGGCUCAAUCAGGCAAAGUGUAGGACCCUUCCUUCCGUUUUCCUCUCCAUAGCAUUAAGUCAACCACACUGACAACAGGCCAGAGGAAUUGGGAUGCAAGGACAAGCUGAGAGAGGGAGGGGAACUGGGGAGAGGUGUGUGGUCUCACCCCCCGCAUCCGCUCUGUUCUGGAAACAGGCCAGGUCAGUUGAUUGCUCUUGUUUUGGCAUGUGACCUGCCGAACUUGGGUCUUGAUCCAGAACCUCAACCCCUCUAUGGUUUCACCAGCCAACAUGCCUAUGCUUUGAACCUCUUAAUGUACUUUAAGAAAAGUCCAAUGUUACUAAAAUCAACUGCUUAUACUUAUACUGGCACACUUUUUAUUAAAAACUUCAAAACCUCAGACAUAUAGCACACAUGGAAAGAAAAAUUUACUGUGUAUAAAUAUGAUACAACGGAAAAGACUGCCUGAAGUCUAGUAAUCAAAGCAUGCCAUAAAGGAGUCAGUGACUGUGGUGACACACAGCAAAAGAACGGUCACAAAACUCUCAAGGCCUACCGAACUGUAGUUUUCCAAUAAAAUAUAUGUUUUUCAGAUGUUAUUAAGACAUACCAAUAGAGACAAAAUUAGGACUUUGAAGUACUGCAUUCAAAAGACAUCAGAUGGCAGAAGCCCCUUAGUUUUUGUACACACUUAAAGAGAGCAUCACUCAGUGGUAAAGCAAGAUGGGGAGAAGGCAAAGCACACGCCUGUUUUUGGGGGACACUCAUGGGACUUGCAUCUGGUACUGGGUUGUUGAUGUGUCUAAAAAUCUCCAUAUAUAUAUAUACAAGAUCCAAAUGUACUUGGGAGAUCUAGCUCUGUUUCCCUGAUUUAAAACAAAAGACUGCCUAUGGGGGCACAGGGGAGGGGGUGCCAAUUAAAGCAAAGAACCAAAAAAAAAAGUUUGGAUGACUAAGUGCAUCCACUGCAGUCAUUUCAGAGGACAAAGAAAGAAGAGUAAUAUUUUUAUUUGUUUUAGUAUAAACUCUUUUCAGAUUACGAAUGAGUUUACAAACUACUUUUUUUCUGUAUGGUUCCAAACAUCACCCCCAAGCUCUCUCUAUACUCAUAACACUCAACUAUAUAGACACUGUCAAAAAUCUCUUCAAUUUAGAUGUUUCCAAAUAAUUUUCAUUAUACAAGUCUAUCCGUAGCUGUAUACAUGUAGAACCUUGUUUCUAUAGUCACAUAAUGGUAACUGCAGUAUGGAAGAGUAAGUCAAGUCAUGAAUUCACUUGGUGAGGUUUUAAUUCUUAAAGUUUCUCUUUUGGAAGAAUUCUACACUUGAACAAGAAGUAAAGAAAUGUAUAGUCUACUAUUUGCCUCCCAGAGUUAAUCAGCUGAUUUGUAAGUAUCUCUGUAUACUUUUAAAAAUGUAAACACAUUUACAUUUGUUACAAAUGUUACUGAGCCAUUAAGUUAGGCCUGAAACUGAGAGACCAUGGCAAGUAAACAAACAGCUUUUGGAAUCAAAAUGUAAAUAGAAGAACAAUUCAUGGCCUUGCUGCUUCUUGCUCGAUCCUGCUGACACAAAACUCAUGAGUGUGCACACACUAUAAAUACAUUCCCCACAAAACAGUCUAUCUCAUAGGCCUAAAUUAGAGUCAUGGCUACUAAAGGGGCAGCAGCUAUCUGGCUACAUGCAACUUCCAAUUCUCCAUAAUACUAGGUGGUAAGAAUCAGAAAGUUUGAAUUUUAGUUUUCUCUUCCAAAAAAUUUCAAUUAAGAUCAGCUGUCUGCAGAACUAAGUGCUGCCAAGUACCAAUUCAACAUCAUUUAAAGUAAUGGAACCACAUUUGGUAUUUUCAGUAGAAAGGUGACUGUGUACGCUGCCUGGGACUGAAGCACUCUGUCCCCAUCUGACUUGUCCCUUCCUGGCCCCAACACACCAAAUGCCUCAACCCCCCCCCCACAAUUCUGAGCAAACUGAUCAUACUGUGCAAAAAAAAAAAAAAAAAAAAAAA